Rosa rugosa (rugosa rose) is the source of this 777-nucleotide messenger RNA. RefSeq names its product histone-lysine N-methyltransferase, H3 lysine-9 specific SUVH4-like. Gene Ontology annotation, cellular component: nucleus. Gene Ontology annotation, molecular function: histone methyltransferase activity; protein binding; zinc ion binding. The coding region runs from base 1 to 777 and encodes 258 amino acids. The transcript is spliced from 6 exons. Lineage: Eukaryota; Viridiplantae; Streptophyta; Magnoliopsida; Rosales; Rosaceae. The record is from RefSeq and is a predicted model, not a curated record.
AUGCCCUGGUUUUUGAGCCGUGACGUGGCUAAUGACUUAGAGGCAAUUCCCAUUCGGGUUAGAAAACCGGCUGACUCUACCACUUUACCCGAAGAUUUCCGGUAUAUAAACAAGAUGAUAAUUGGAAAAAAUUUCAUUAAGCUAGAGGACUAUAUUGGGUGCAAUUGCCGACCAAAGUGUGUAGCCAACAGUUGUCCUUGCAUUCAGCUUAAUGGCUCCUUACCAUAUAAGCUUGGCAGACUAUCUGGCCAUAAAGACAUAGCGUUUGAAUGUAGUAAAAGAUGUAGCUGUGAACCUAAUUGUGUCCUACGGAGUUCUCAAAAUCAGUUGAAAUACUCACUUGAGCUUUAUCAUACAGUAGACAAGGGAUGGGCUGUUAGGACACUGUCAACUAUACCCAUUGGUGAAUCAUUGUGCGAAUAUCUAGGAUUGCUUAGAAGGAUAGAAGAUCUAGAUGAUGGUGCAACAGAGACGAAUUUUUACCUAUAUGACAUUGACUGCCUCCAACAAUUGAAGGAAAGAGGGACGACAUCAAAUGCUAUACCAGGACUUGAGUCGGUGAAGAUGGAUCAGUGUGUCACACACAGGCACCCUGAUAUCACUAAAGCCAUGCAACAAGCUCGGGUCAUACUUUUUGCAAAAAGGAAGAUAGAGAGUUUAGAGGAGCUUACUCUUUUUUACGGCUAUCCAAUUGAUAGUCUCAAGGACGAAGAGGGCAAAGUCAUUAAGAAGGACUGCUAUUGUGGUACACCAAGUUGCAGGAAACGCUUAAUUUAG